This is a messenger RNA of Knipowitschia caucasica, 741 nucleotides long. NCBI's taxonomy places the organism in Eukaryota, Metazoa, Chordata, Actinopteri, Gobiiformes, Gobiidae. The record is from the annotation of a GenBank genome assembly.
AUGACCAUGUUUUUUGUGGACAACGUGUUCAGCCAGGAGACAAAAGACUGUGUGAAAGCGAACGGAGUGGGGUAUAGAGGGAAGCAACACAGCACCUCCUCGGGUCUGACUUGUUUGAACUGGAUCAACAUAACCAGAGACUAUGAUGUUACAGACCAUCCAGAUUCACAAACUGGUGUUGGAGAUCACAAUUACUGUCGAAAUCCAGACGCUGCUGAGAGGCCUUGGUGCUACAUUGAUGGGACUGAGGGAACAACUCAAAGGGGUUUCUGCGAAAUAGAGCCAUGUCUAGACCCGAGUUCAGCGGUGCCACCAGGGGCUGGGGGCCCUCGCUCCGCACAAACCACACCUUCCACUAACAGAAGCGCUGCUGAAGGGCCCUCGGUCCUGGGAGUCAGCCAGAGAGUGCGGAAAGGCCCCCAAAAGAAGAAGGAUCUGGGCACUACUGGUUAUGUGCUUGGAAUCCUGAUGAUUACUAUAAUAAUUAUCCUUGGUGCAGGCAUCACUGUGGGCUACUUCUACAAAAGGGGUCGAGACCUGAAGAAGCAGCAUGAGCAGCGAGUGUAUGAUCGUCAGAUGCAAAGGAUCAACCUCCCUCUCUCUGCCUUCUCCAACCCGGCCUGUGAGCUCGUGGAUGAAAACACUAUAGUUAUUACUGCUGAGCAAGAGCCCGCCCCAGUCCAGGAGGCUGUGGAGGGGGGAGAUCCACUCAUGGGCUCAGCUGGGACCCCUGGAGCGUGA